CCAUACCAGUUGUCAAGUCAGUUCUUUGGCGCCAAAGUCCAGUCAACUCACCCACUCCCCUACAACGCGCACACCACCAGUCCACCACCGGACCCCCACCAAUCUACUCUCUCUCUAAAAAGCCACCCAAGUUCUCUCUCUUCUCUCCACCAUCUUCCUAGCCUCCUUUUGCCCUUACUUCCUCAGUUCCUCUCUACUCUCUGCCUCCCUCUCCUGCCUUUAUUUAACCAAUUGAACCUAAUAUACCUAUAUACUCUCUCACAUAAUUUUAAUUAUAUACUCCUGCUGCCAUCAUAUAUCUAAAAUACUAAGAUUGCUGCAUGCAGGUUCAGGAUUCUCUGCACCCACAACCUAAAAUGAGAAGGUACGCACACACCACUUCUCUCAUGUUACUCCUCUUCUUCAUGUUCCAUUUGGUAGUCUCUGAAAUUCCUUCAAACCAGAGAAACACCAUGAUCAACCUCUAUAAUCUCCUCCAAAACAACACGGCCCAACCUCUUCUUCCUUGGAAUAUCAACAGAGACCCAUGUUCAUGGAAGGGAGUUACAUGCAAUUUCGACAACUCCUUCAUCACCCGAUUCUCUAUCCAAUUCUUCUCUCUAUCUAACCCUGAUUUUCUCCCUGUUCUUUGCCAAAUCAAUAGUUUGGAGUCUAUUGAUCUAUCUGACAACCACUUGAGCUCUAUCCCAAGUGGGUUCAUGACUGCUUGUGGAAAUCUCAGAGGGUUGAGAGAGUUGAAUUUCAGUAGGAACAGAUUGUCUGGUUCUUUACCUAAUUUUGAUGGGUUUUUGAAAUUGGAAUUUUUGGACUUGUCUCAUAAUUCAUUGUGUGGAACUAUUAGUUUACCGCUUGAUGGUUUGGUUAGUCUGAAAAAUUUGAGCCUUGGGUACAACCAUUUCAUAGGUAAAAUCCCCGAGGAAGUCGCGAAUUAUUCAAAUUUGACUUUUAUUGAUCUUAGUGUAAAUACUCUUUCUGGGUCUAUCCCAGAUAGAUUCGGAGAGCUUCAAAAUCUGCAAGUUUUGAUUCUGUCUUCCAAUAGUUUGAGUGGUGGAAUCCCACAAUUCCUUUCAAGUGUCAAAACACUAUGGCGAUUCGCUGCAAAUCAGAAUUCCUUUUCUGGUGAAAUUCCACUUGGGAUUACAAAGUUUAUGAGGAAUCUAGACCUUAGUUAUAAUCAGUUAAGUGGGUCAAUUCCUAGUGACCUUUUGUCCCAACCAAAUUUGCAGACUGUGGAUUUGUCUUAUAAUUCACUAGGAGGGUCGAUACCCAAAAGCAUAUCAUCAAGUUUGGUGAGACUGAGGUUAGGAAACAACCGUUUGAACGGGACAAUCCCAUCUUCAGCCUUUGGAACCCUUCAAAAACUGACCUAUUUGGAAUUGGAAAACAAUAGUUUGGGAGGUUCAAUACCUCCUGAAUUGGGUUUCUGUGAGAAUUUAGCACUGUUGGAUCUUGCUAAUAAUCAAUUCACUGGUGUUUUGCCAGUUGAAUUGGGUAAUCUGACCAAACUUCAGCAACUGAAACUUCAAGCGAACAGUUUGGUUGGGGAAAUCCCAAUUGAAAUUACCCGAUUGCAAUGGUUGAGGAAGUUGAAAAUCAGCUGGAAUUUGCUCAAUGGCUCGAUUCCUUCUUCGAUUUCAAGGCUCCAGAAUCUUAAUAAUUUGGAUUUAAGUGGAAACAAUCUCAGUGGUUCAGUACCAGCGACCGUUCGUAAUUUGACUUCUCUCAUGGAACUCCAAUUGGGGAGUAACGAAUUGGGCGGGAGAAUUCCUUUGAUGCCGCAGAGUUUGGUGAUUGCUCUAAAUUUAAGUAGCAAUCAAUUUGAAGGCCUAAUACCAGAAACUCUGUCGCGAUUGAAUGGAUUGGAAUUGCUGGAUCUAUCCAACAACAGCUUUACCGGCCAAAUUCCAGACUCUUUUGUUACAAUGGAAAGCUUGACACAGUUGGUGCUUUCCAAUAAUCGGCUCUUUGGAUUGAUUCCGAAUUUCCGUUCAUAUGUUUCAGUUUACACAACUGGUAACACGGGUCUUAUAGAGCCCAUAAAUCCGAGCCCAACUAAGACGAAAAAGACUCUCUCUGUGUUCCAUCUUGUUGCAGUCAUUGGUGCUGGUACCACUUUUGUUAUUUCCAUGGGAGCCUUCGUUGUUCUAUUGAUUUACAAGAAGGAUGCACAGAUCCAAUCCGAGGAACACUUUGGAAAUGACGUUCACAGAUCCAACAUCGAUGGGCUUGUUGCGUGCUUUUGUUUCCGUAUGACCCCAAAAAUCCAAAGUGAGGUAAGGGCAACGAACCAUGGGGAUAUUUUCUCUAUAUGGAAUUACGAUGGAAGAAUUGCAUAUGAAGACAUUAUCAAAGCAACAAACGACUUUGACAUCAGAUAUUGCAUUGGAACAGGCGGAUAUGGCAGCGUCUACAGAGCUCAAUUGCCAAGUGGCAAAGUAUUUGCCUUAAAGAAACUUCAUCGGUUGGAAGCAGAAGACCCUGCUUUCGACCACUGUUUCAGGAAUGAGGUCCAAGUGUUGACUAAUGUACGACACAGAAACAUCGUGAAGCUUUACGGAUUUUGUUUGCACAACAGAUGCAUGUUCUUGGUGUACGAGUACAUGGAAAAAGGAAGCUUAUUUUGCGCAUUGAGAUUUGAUGUCGAAGCUUCUGCAAUUGGAUGGACUCAAAGGGUAAAAAUUGUUGAAGCAAUGGCACAUGCUUUAUCUUACUUGCAUCACGAUUGCACCCCGCCAAUUGUUCAUCGUGACAUAUCGAGCAACAAUAUUCUAUUGAACUCUCAACGAGAGGCUUUUGUCGCUGACUUCGGAACUGCCCGACUACUGCAUCCCGAUUCAUCAAACCGAACCAUUAUUGCAGGCACUUAUGGAUAUAUUGCACCAGAACUUGCCUAUACCCUGGUUGUGACUGAAAAAUGCGAUGUUUAUAGCUUUGGAGUUGUGGCACUAGAAACAAUCAUGGGAAGGCAUCCGGGAGACGUCCUAUCAUCCUUUGCGUCGCCUCCUAGUGAAAACAUGAUGAUAGUCGAUGUCUUAGAUCCUCGCCUUCCACUUCCUACAAAUCCAAUAGUUGCUGGGAACAUUGUUCUAGUUGCUACAAUGGCAUUCGCAUGCUUAUGUCCUCAGCCCAGGUCUCGACCGACGAUGCUUCGACUAUCUCAGGAGUUCCUUUCUCGUAGGAAGGCUCUUGCUGCACCCCUGUGUACAGUUUCACUAUUGCAGCUAUGGAAUCGGAAAAUGGACUUUGUCCAACCAUCGAAUGCAGUAGUGAUCAGUGCCGAAGUUUGAAAGAGUAUCGCAUCCUUUUCAGUCCUUUGCUAUUUUGAUUUAUGACCAUUAAUAUGUGUGUAUCUUAUUUUUAUGCGCCAACGAAUAAAAAAACACUCUCAGUUUUUAUUAUGUAAGGAGCUUAAAGUAAAAUCAGUAAAGCACAUGCAUGAGUUCAAAUAUAUAUGGGCCUGCAGGUUGGUUCAGUGACCACAGUCGGAAGCUUAUAUAGAUAUUGAUCAGCCUUGACAUGCCAUUUAUCUCACCCCUAGCCCAAUGUAGAUUAAAUCAUGUAAGAUUUGAGUUGGCCACGAGGUAGGAGGAGUUGCAGGUUAGCGGGAGCAGUAGGAUGCUCUAUAACUCGUUAAUUGAUCGUGUGAUGGUUAUGGUAGAAACGAGAUUUUAACAAUUAGAGUUCUAUGGUAAUGACGACCAUGCUGAGAGCAAAUUUGUUGAUGAAGG
Messenger RNA from Rhododendron vialii, 3728 nucleotides. Its product is annotated as MDIS1-interacting receptor like kinase 2-like. Bases 321 to 3287 code for a protein of 988 amino acids. The record is from RefSeq and is a predicted model, not a curated record. Gene Ontology annotation, biological process: protein phosphorylation. NCBI's taxonomy places the organism in Eukaryota, Viridiplantae, Streptophyta, Magnoliopsida, Ericales, Ericaceae. The transcript has 3 exons. Gene Ontology annotation, molecular function: protein kinase activity; protein binding; ATP binding.